ACUCAUCCAAUCAUUUACCCCGGUGCAUGACAGUUGUUUUCUGAAAAUUCAUCGCAAGGUGUAAACUAUUUUGCAACUUUUUAUUGUUUGUUAACAUUGCAUUAUUAAACAAUGUUCCGUAACCAAUACGAUAGCGACGUAACGGUAUGGAGUCCACAAGGUCGUUUACAUCAAGUAGAAUAUGCAAUGGAGGCUGUAAAAUUAGGAUCAGCCACUGUUGGUCUUAAAAAUAAGACGCAUACAGUCCUUAUAGCGUUGAAACGAGCCUCUUCUGAACUUUCAGCGCAUCAGAAAAAAAUUAUUCCUAUAGACAAACAUAUGGGAAUAUCAAUUUCAGGUCUAACAGCAGAUGCUAGAAUGUUAAGUCGAUACAUGCGAACUGAAUGCUUAAACUACAAAUAUUCUCAUGAUGAUGUAUUACCUGUGAGUCGUUUAAUGGCAUCAUUAGGAAAUAAAUUACAAACUUGUACUCAAAGAUAUGAUAGAAGACCCUAUGGUGUUGGCUUACUAAUAGCUGGAUAUGAUGAUAAGGGGCCUCAUAUUUACCAAACAUGUCCUUCAUCAAAUUUCUUUGAUUGCAAAGCAAUGGCUAUUGGUGCACGUUCCCAAAGUGCUCGAACGUACCUAGAGAAACAUCUGAGUGAAUUCAUGUCAUGUGACCUUGAUGAACUUGUAAAGCAUGGUCUUCGUGCUUUAAGAGAUACAUUACCCAAUGAAGUUGAUUUAUCAGUGAAGAAUGUUUCUAUUGCUGUAGUAGGAAAGAAUACAGAUUUUAUAGUAUUUGACGAAGGAACAACCUCUAUUUACUUAUCGCAAAUUGAAGAUGAUAAACGUGGAAGACCAACUGAACCUGAUUCAGAACAAGAUUCAAGACCUCCACAACCACCACCAUCUGAUGAAGGUCCACGAGAUCCACAAGUUGCAGUUGCAAUGGAUACUGAUUAAAUAUAUUGUAAUAUAUUUUAUGCAAACAUAAAAGAAGAAUACGCAUUUUGUGUUUAAAAUUUGUAUCUUUACUAUUCAUAUCAUUUUUAAUACAAUAGAAGUUAUUACUGGGU
Molecule: messenger RNA, 1058 nt
Organism: Megalopta genalis
Lineage: Eukaryota; Metazoa; Arthropoda; Insecta; Hymenoptera; Halictidae
Gene: Prosalpha6
Product: Proteasome alpha6 subunit
Biological process (GO): ubiquitin-dependent protein catabolic process
Cellular component (GO): proteasome core complex, alpha-subunit complex; proteasome core complex
Source: RefSeq, a predicted model, not a curated record